Messenger RNA from Esox lucius (northern pike), 8600 nucleotides. It is a transcript of the gene nhsl2, whose product is annotated as NHS-like 2. Gene Ontology annotation, biological process: cell differentiation. The transcript is spliced from 9 exons. NCBI's taxonomy places the organism in Eukaryota, Metazoa, Chordata, Actinopteri, Esociformes, Esocidae. The coding region runs from base 513 to 4430 and encodes 1305 amino acids. The record is from RefSeq and is a predicted model, not a curated record.
GUGUGUUUGUGCGUGUGGAGUCAAGAGGGCUGACACAGCAGAAUCCACUGCAGCUUGGAGGGAUGUGAGGAUGAUGGGGAUGAUGUGGAAGAUGAUUAUAAGGAGAAGGGAGGGGGCCAACGCGCGCGCAUACAUCACACACACACACACACGUUUUAAGGACGUGGAACCCACGCAGACGAACGCGUGAAAGGUGCAUACGCAGAAACCUUGUGGGUUUACAAAGCUUUGCUGGAGUGGCCGUCUGUGCCUAGGACGUGGAGCGUAAGGAAGGAGGACUGGAGGACUGCGGAAGGAGGACUGGAGGACUGCGGAAGGAGGACUGUUUGCAACAGACCCAAAAUGGGGAAGAGUGAGAUCAGGCAAAGAAGAGGAGGAAUGGAGUAGGAGUGCAGAUUGGACAAACCCAGCUAAAAAAAGAAGGUACAAAAGAACAGAGGGAGAGGUUGAUUUACAGAGCGAGAAGUGCGAACAGAGAGAGAACUUGAUUAGAGCGAAGGAGGAGAGGAGCGAUGCGGUGGACGAGGAGGAGGUCUCCAGGACAGAGGAGAGAGGUGGUGGAGGAGGAGAAAGACUCUGACACAUCGUUCACCAUGCCUUUCUUUAGUAGAGCCAACACCAACUUGGACGCCGAGUCGAAGCGUAGCGCGGCGACGGCGGCGGCCCACUUCCGGUCUCCAUGGCAACAGAGCGUGAAUGUGUUCGGCUCGUGGAGCAGGCCGGACUGUGUCCAGGAGCUGCACCAGGAGGCUCAGCUUAACCUGCAGACUCUGCUGCAAGACUUUGAAGAGCAGCUGUACGACACCAAAGUAACUGGCCAGACAUUCCGCCACCCAACGUCAUCCUCCCUGAGUUCUGAUGACACCUCCACCGCUCAGAGUCGCUCUCCUGUCUCCCCCAACAAGAGACCGGAGUUAAUCUUCCUGCCGGCAUCUAAGGGACAUGUUAGUUCCGAGGGCGAGACGUCCUCGCUGAGCAUCAGAGGCACAGACCAGUCUCCCUCUCUGUCCCCGUGUGGGUCAGAUCGCCCUCUAGUAGGCUGGAGCAGUACCUCCUUGGGCCCCCCUGUGGCUGAGAAACCCCGCUGGCAUCUGGGGCGAUAUACCCCUGCUAAUCUGCUGCCCCUCGACGUCACAGGUGAAGGUAAACACCUGGGGUUAGACCUACUGCAGGGCUCCUAUUACACCGGCCCCCCCUCUCCGACCCUGGGAUCUGGUGGAGGAGGCCAGCCGCGGUCUCUGGAGCCUAUGACAAACACCCCUGUCCAGCAUCUUCCACUGAGGAAGACCCAUAGUGACCUGGACCCCAGCCUUAGCCUUCCGCAGUCCCCAAAGACCCCUCCUCCAAUCCAGGGUGUCAUGGACCAUUCUGCCUCCCUCUUCUGCUCCAACUCCCCUUCCCAGUCCUGGAAUGGCCCAAAGGGCUCCACGUUUUCCCCAGGAACGUGGAACGACGCGUAUAAUUAUACCCUAGCCCCUGGUCCAGUAGGGAAGGGCCCAGCGACCAUGCCCAAGGGGUUAGGUAAGGUGGGUACAGUCGGGGGGCAGGGCGGGGUGUUGAUGUGCCACUCUCAGACCGGUUCAGGACUGUCUUCGGGUUCACAGUCAAACUCCAGCUCGUUCACGUCCAUAUCAGAACCUUCCGGACAUAGGCACGUCGGCACCAUCGGGAUGAUGAUGGGGAGGCGGAGUGAGACCGAAGGAGCGUCUGCGAGCCCCCCAGGGGAACGGAGGGGAGCAGAGGGAGGGACGGCGGCAGGAGAGAGGAGGGAGAGGUCGGCGCGCUCCAUUGCUGCUGCGAACGCAUUCAAGUUCCGCGAGCGCUCUCUCUCCACGCCGACGGAUUCUGGAUCAUUGGGCUCCACGGAUAAUGGCGGCGGCGGGCCACACGGUGCUGCAGGUGUACCGGGUGCCGGUAACGGGAUGCACGGGAAGGACGGUGGGGCUUUGACAGAGAUGCACCGACGCGAUUACCCCCGCGGUGAAGGGUGUGACCGGGGCGAGAGCUACGCCCUCCUUUACCCAAGUGGGAGCUCCGAGGACGGCAGCGCCAGUGCCGACAACGUCUCCGUGACGGACGCCAGCUUUCCGGCCGACGGUCGCCUGCGGCUACGCUCUCGUUCCAUCUCACUGAAGAAGUCCAAGCGUAAACCCCCGCCGCCCGUCCGCAGCGUCUCGCUCAUGAAGAAUCUAGGGGACGCCGAAGGGCGAAUGUGCGGUUACGACGUAAGACACUACCGGGACGGACGCCCCAAAUCCCUCCACAUCCCCCGGGAACACCUCCAGGACUUCCAACCAGACUUCCUCCUUCCCUCUUCGGUCUCCAAGCCUGAUCUGGAGGAGCCCGAGCUGGGUCACAGCAUGUUGGACGGGCCCCCUAGCCUGGAGGUCCAGGAACCAGAUAGCACAGAGCUGUCUUUCCCAGCCCACUGGCAGCUGGGCGAUUGGAAAGCUUCUGACCCCUAUAGGUCUCUAUCUGGGUCCAGUACCGCCACAGGGACUACAGUGAUUGAAUGUAUGAAGGUGCAAGGCAGCUCAGAGUCUCUCCUCGACUCCCCUUCUACGUCCAGAGCAACGUCUCCCUCCCUGCUCUCAGUUGAGGCUGAAUCGACCAAAGCGUUGUCCCCCUUCAAACCGCCAGGAGUCAUGUCCCCCUCCAGCGGCUACUCCAGCCAAUCAGAGACUCUGACACCCAUCACCCCCUCCAAUCAGGGGGUGGGAACAUUGACCGGGCCCGCCUCCACGAUGGGUUGCAAGAUGCGCCCUAAAAUCCCUGAGAGGAAGUCUUCGCUGCCAGCGUCACCACGAGACCCAGCAGCCAGGUCAAGGCUGUCUUUCGAGAUGCCAGUUAACGCUCACCUGGACCUGUCCUCUAUCAAACCCAAGCAAAAGGCAGGCCGGCGCCAUUCUGACACAUCAACCGCCGCAAAGCCCGGGAAACUGAGUCCCAGCAGCCAAUCCGCUCUUCCCGUUGUGACCACAAAUGAGCUCCGGAACAUCCGCCUGCGCUCCGUCUCUCGCACUGAUUUGGAGGACUGCCCAGAUGGAGCCUCCGAUGACAUCAUUGAGGAGGAGCAGGGUCGUGACCUUUCCCCCACGCCCGUCACCCACGGCGGCAUGCCAGGCCCCCUGGUUGCUCCCAAACCCAAACCUCCGGUUGCGAUGAAGCCCCCAUUACCCAAACGCCCACUCAACCUCCUCCUUAAAUCCCCUUCCUCCUCCCCUGUUGCCUCUGACUCCCCCCCUGCCUCCCCUGUCGAUUACCCCCGGCCAAUGCCUAACCCAAGCAUUUACAUGGUGAUCGGUAGGAAGCCCAAGCUGAAAAAAGCCCUCCCCCACACCCCCACCAGCCCCUGUGGAGCCCUGGACCAACCCCCUACCUUCCCCCUCCACCACCCCCAGGCUCUGUACGAACACCCCUCAUUCAGCCACAUCCAGUCCCUGUAUGAUCUCCCACCCCUACCUCUGCCCCAACCCCUCCUGGAAGACCCCACCAUGGAGCCGGAGUUCAACCCAGUCUUGGAGCUCGGGCCUGAGGAUGGAGGAUCACUGCCCUCUCCCUGCAGCAACCCAGAGGUGGUGGACACUCAGGAUAAGAGCAAGACCCUGCCCAGUAGGAUGACCAUAUCCUGUCUGGCCGAACUGGACCGGAAGAAAACCAAGGUUCCUCCGCCGGUUCCCAAGAAACCCAACGUCCUGCUCCUUCCUUCCAAUUCUACGGCUGUCCACUCGAACGGCACCACCGACAGAAUGGGAACAACGACAGACAGCCCAGCCACUCUCCAUUCUCCCGUCAGUGCAUUCCCAACCCAGGAGCUUCCCGGGAAAGAAGACCACCAGGAAAACCACCUGGGAACGGGCACAGACGAGGACAGCUCCUUGGAGUCUUCGUUACAGUCCUCGCUUCAGGAUUCGUCCCUUACAGACUUGGAGGGAAGGCUCGUCAUCACAGAGACGGGGGAUGAAGUGAUGUUUGAGAGUGUUGCCGGCAAUCUUGAUGUUGGGGGCAAGACAGAACUCCACAUCACAGAGGAAACGGAUUACGAUGUUGGGGAACACACACCUACCACGCACACGACAGAGGAUCUGUUCACCAAAAUACACAGGUCGAAGAGGAAAGUCCUGGGCCGCAAGGAACCUGGGGACUCGUUUGGCAGCCGCCAGAGCCUCAUCUCCCCGGUGAAGCAUAGCACCAGUGGUGGUGAUCUCCGAACCAUGACCCUGGGCUCAACCCCGCGCUCCAGCUCGCGGAACGACAACUUCAUGGCCCUGCUUCAGAAGAAGGGCAACAAGUCCAGCACGGGUGGGGCCCGUGUUUCGGCCAUGGAACUCCUGAAGAGCACAAACCCCCUUGCACGACGCGUCACAGAAUUCUAUACGUCCACAGAGGGUGGCGGGGACGCGACCGCGUGGAAUGAAGGAAACAACUAGCCGGAGUUUCUUCAUAAUGUAGCUUUACCAAGGCCAAGAGAUCACCUGGCUAUCACAGCAGGGGUCUAUAGACGAGUAUACAUGAAUAUAGUUACAGAUGACCACUUAUAGAUUACCCUGAAGGACUAUGAAUGGCAAAAGGAACUUCCAACUCGUCAAUGCAACCUAUUACACAACCUCUCAUAAAUGUUUAUUGCCCUCCCAGUGGUUGCAUCUUAUAGUUAUCAGAAAAGUUCUUUUCAUACGCCAUCCGUUUUGGUGGGAUAUUAUUGUUGGACGUCUCCUUUGGACUAAAGGAGGAAUUUUAAUGUCAUGCUUUAACACAGCAACUUUGCUUGUGUUUCUGGUGUUGCUACAAUACCACUGUCUAUGGUCCAUCCCAAAACCAUGGACUUUUCUGAUUGGGUACGUUGUAAGACUGUCCUUGAUAGUGAAGGAUGCCACACUGAACCUAACACUUAAGCAUUUUCAAAAUCUUGAUUGGAAGAACAGGCACCUAUGUUGCUAAAAGGAGUUGUCGGGCGGGUGUCCCUCCUUUCCUUUCACGGUGCCCCUGGGCUAAUCCGCAAACAGGAGGUGAACCCUGGUCUUGUAAACGCACGUCUUUUAAAGACAUAGUGUGUGAGUGUGUCGUUUGUUCUGUCCCUCACUCUAAAAAUAAAAAAGGAAUGGCCAUGUACUACUGUGAUAUUAUGGUAAUGCAGAAAACAUUCCACAGGACAAUCCAAUCCACAAAUGGACCUGCUACCAAGUCGAUCCCCCUUACAUUUAUAAUCGAAGCACUUUGACGGCCUCAUAUGCAGGUCGCUUAAAAUCACAAGGACACGUUGAUGCCUGUGUCAUCCGUGUCAUUUGUUUGUUCACAUUUUUCAUAUGAGAUAGGUCAUAUAUUCUCAGAUUGUAUUUAGCCUGUACAGAGUUAUAGAUACCUACCAUUUAAAAAGAAAUAUAUCAGCUUGGUCUGCUCUAAGAGAGUUUGGAGACACUGUACAUUUGUAGUACUGCUAACUUGGUAGUAAAUAAAAAUAGUAUUAAAAGUCCCAUGUACAGCAGGAGACGCCCCGGCCUACUGAAACAGACUAUGACCAAGCGAUACGUCUCAAAGCAAAACAGUGACAUCAAAACCAACCGAAUGCCAUGGAACACACGCCAAACCAUUGCGUUCGGGUCUCCACACACUGCCGCCUGUGUGUAUUUGCAUGUGUAGAGGAAAUGAUGACCAAACACAGAAGGAGAGGAGUUAAAGGUGGAGGUUAUAAAAAGGAAGCCUGUGGAUCUUUCUUAAUGGAGAGUAUGAUACAGGGUUGGGUCCAGAAGUAGAUUUUCUGUGUGUGUGUGUGUGUGUGUGUGUAUUCCCAUGUGCGUGUGUGCGUGUGUGUGUGUGCGUGUAUGUGUGCUUGUUUUUAUUACCUUGUGGGGCCAUUUUGUCCCCAUAACUAUAGUAAAACCUGAAAAAUGGGGGGACAUUUUUAGGGCCCCAUAAGGGGAAAGUAAAUUUCCGGCUCAGGGUUUAGGUAUAGAGGCAAACUUACAAUUAAUUUUAGAGUUAGAAUCGGGUCCAAGUGUUGUUGGUCUUUAAGGUCCAGGUGUUGUUGGUUAGGUUUAGGGUUAAGAUUUUUCAGGGCCCCAUGAGGAUAUAAAAACAAAAGUGUGUGUGCGUGUGUGUGUGCAUUUGUGGGUGUGAAGACAGACAAGAGUUCAUUAAUUCACCCUAAGGAGACGAUUAAGUGGUCUGAAUCAUGAAAAUGUACUGUUUGGAAUUGUGAAAUUGUGGAACUGAGAGGGGAUUCUAGAACCGAGCAACGGGUUCUAGAACUAGGGGGGAUUCCAGAACUGAUUAAAAUCUACUCUUCUGUAGUCAUGCCAAAAUAUCCAGAGACAGACCAGGAAUACAGCUAUCCAUCCGUCAGCCAUAUUGGAAAUGAAAAAGAAGGUCAUGGAUCAGUCACCUUCCCCUUCAUGCCCUCUCCUAAACAGUUCUUGCAAUGUUUUGUGAAGUGGUGAUUCUUCAGGCUCUCCCUCUCAUUCAAUUUCCCUCCAUGCUAGCUGGGACAUGCACUCCAUCUGUGUCUCUCUGCCCAUAGUGAAGCCCUCCCGACUCCACCUCUCCCGUCGUCUGUCCAUCCUUGCCCCUCCUGUUCUCUCUAUGCAGCUGAGCUUCACGUUCACAGGCAAAGCAGCCUGAAUGUCAAUGAAUGCUAGGAAAAGAUGCCGUGUUGGGGUUGCGUUUCAAAGCGCUACUCCUUCUACCCCCUCUGCCAGAAAUGCAACACAAUUUGUUCCCUGUCUUUCUCUCCAUUGUGUGUCUCCAUAUAUUCAGGCCAACCAUUCACAUCUCAAGGAAUAUAGCAAGGUGGACAGUGUCCAAAGGGACUAUCGGAAAAAGGACAGUGAGUGAAUGUCUGGAUGUGUACAUAAAGGGAAGAAUAGUGAACUUCAGAUCAACUCAGACUAUGAAUUAAUGCCUGAUAUUAACUCUUGCUUCCUUCUUUCUCACUCUCCUGGAAUGGACAGUGGAUCCCUUAGUUCUGGGUUCCAUUCAUGUGUUUUAAUGUUCUAAAACUCAAUUCAGCUCUCAUUUCCCUUUCCCUCUCUUUGUCUCUCAAUCAUAAAGAGAAAACACAAAUCCUGGUGCUAUUGAGUUAGAGCACCCUCUUGUGGACACAAAGAGGGAGCACACCCUAUAAGACAUCUGAUCUCUCCCACAGUAACAAUACAGAGACUCCAGGUCUGGAAGGUUUUUUGUAACAUUUGGUCAUUCAGGAACAGCAAAAACAACAUAUAUAAAUAUAAUUAAAAGAAAAAAAACGUAAAUACUUACGUUAUUAAUAGUCAAGUGACACUUGUUUUAAAUAUUUAGUGAAUGGAACUAUAAAAAAACAAAUAUGACAAAACUCUAUGUUAGUUUGCCUUGUAUUCUGGCGUGUUGUUUACGCCUCUGUGUUUUUGGCAUAGAAAUAGAAUAACUAGAAUGUGCAACUCCUUUCAAGUCAAUUAUGCAUUAAUGUCAAAUUGCUAUGUUAGAAGUUGUAUGCUCAUUCUACUGAUCCUAAUUCUAUCAUUUCAGCUACCUUGGUUUCACACUCCCUCAGAGGUAUGCAAAGUUUUUACUUUCCUCUUUCUGUUCUGAUGUACUAUGGUCAUGAUGGUAAUACUUUAUACUAUGGUCAUAUUCAUGUGCAGAUAUUAUGGUAUUACUGUAUCCUGUAAUCAUACUGUAGUUAUAACAGUAAUACUGUACACUAUGGUUACUACAGUCGUGUACUGCACUGGCAGUUAGGGUUGUAUGUGAUGGUUACUUACUGUUGGCAGUAUGCUAUGGUUACUGCAGUAAAAUACUAUGGUUAUUGCUGUAAUCCAGUGUACUAUGGUUACUGCAGUCAUACAAAGCCAGGUAUUAGGAGAGUUUGGCCAGGUUUUGGAAAGUGCAUUGUUGGUGCCUUUUAUCUUGAAAAUAUUGUGAGUAAUAGUAGAUAGUCUUUGACAAUUCCCUAAAAAUUACAUAUAAUUAAAAAAACAUAGCAACAAAAUUAAAAAAACUUUACUGAUGAGCAUUCAGAAUAAUGCUCAUACACUGUUGUGGUGUCAGCAAAUUGCACAUAUACUUUCACCAUAUUUCUUUAUUUGGAAAUGAAAUGCUCAUCUCAAAACAUGAAUUAUCCCUUAUCAGCUGCUAUAAAUACAAAUGUGGCACUCUCUGGAAUUUCAGUAACUGGCCAAACUCUCUAUAUGACUGAUCAUGUACAAGGUUAAUACAGUAAUAGUACUUUAAACAAACAGAAUAUACUAUGGUUAUCAUAGCCAUAUACUGUGUUAUUAUGGUAAUACUGUAUACUGUUGUUACUAUAACUAUAUAUACUGUGAUUAUUAUGGUAAUAUUGUAUACUAUGUUUACUUGAGUCAUAUCCUUUUAUCACAGUAAUACUGUAUACUAUAAUUACUACAGUCAAGUACUGUGGUUAUUAAGGUCAUACUGUAUGCUAUGGUUACCACAGUCAUAUUCUGAUGUUUCAACGGUAAUACUAUAUUAUAUAAUAUAGCUAUAUACUGUAGUUAUUACAGUAAUACUGUAUACUAUGGUUACAUCAGUCAUAUACUGUGGUUAUUACUGUAAUACUUUAUACUAUAUAUAUACAGUGGAUAUAAAAAGUCUACACACCCCUGUGAAAA